UCCAUGGAUCAUUUUAAUUUGCUCAAAGUGAUCCAAAUUUAUAUUUUAUUAUUUCAUAAAGUUCCUCAUAAUUUUUAGGAUAAUGAUAUAUCAUCCUUAUAUUUUUCUCUUAACUCUAUGAGCUAAAUUCUACGGUAUCUAAACUAAUUUGUACCGAUAAUUACCAUUUUAUUAUGUGUCUUUGCUCCUCCUCCACUUAUAAUUAUUCUGGACCUUAUCUCUCCCUCACUCACGGCACACUUCAUUCAUUCCUUUCUUCCUUACAUUUUUUUUUCUUCUUCUCCCACCGGCAGCAAACUUCCACGCCUUACUCUUCUCUCUUUCCGUUUUCAAUUUUCUUCUUGGUGCAUCCACACAACUCCCUCAUCACCGUAUAUACACACACACAAACCACAAAUAAUUAUUUGAUCUCCUUUCUCUUUUCCAUGUGGCUGGCCGUGAGCAAGGAGAAAGUGGAGAUUCCAGCACCGUUUCGUCGUUUCAUGACCGAUCGUCGCACUGACAGUUGUUACGCGUAGACCUCGAGGUUCAUUUGUGGAAACCUUGGGCUUGACUGAGCAAGCUUGUGAGCGCGACUUACACCGUGAUUCUGGAUGAACUAGAGUUUCUAUGACUGUUUUUCUAUAACAGAUUGAAUAUGGAGCUAGAAAUAUCGAAAUAAGGCCCAUAAUAUGUCGUUGGAAAGCUAACUCGAAGACCUACAACUUUCAUGUUCAGCACAAUUGAAGAACAAGACUCUAACAUGGUCAAAAUGGCCUUGCAAAGUUGCUGUCGCUAAUCCUGCGAGUCUGGCACAGUCUGCACUAAAAUGAUCAUAUCUUGGGCUACAGAACUCCGAAUUAGGGAAUUGAUAAGGAAGAAUUAAUCUUUUGUAACCAAUGAAGGUUUGUUGCACUUGAAUGUUAUAAUCUGAUGACUAACGUUUUCUCUCUUCUGUCUAGUCUAUUUAGUUAUUGCUUUGUUACUUUUCAAUCCAAUCAAUCAACCCCCUUUUAGGUUUCUUGUUAUACUCUAAUAUCAAUUAAUAAUUUAUCAAGUCCUUGUGAGAUCGAUCCUGGUGUUAACACCUUGUACUGCAUUCAAAGCAGAAUACUUUGGCACGCACCCGCGACAGUGCGUUCGUCAAAUUGGCGCCGUUGCCGGGGACUUCGGUGAUUAUUAAUUGUUCUUAGAGUAUUUUUUUUCGUUUUUAUUUUUAUAUUUUAUAUUUUUAUUUUCGUUUUUAUUUAAAAAAAAGAAAGAAAAAAAAACCAGCGGUUACUAUUUGAUUUUAUUUUAUUUAUUAGAUUAUAGGUUGUUUUUGGUUUUAUAUCUUUUCUUUUAUAUCUAUGUCAUAUCUUUUAUCUCAAUCUCAUAUCUUUUAAUUCUCUUUUCUAUCCUUUAUUUUUUUAUAUCACUAUCUUCUUUCUUCUUUCUAUAUCUUUUCUCUCUUUUAUUUUAUUUUGCUAUCUUUUUUAUCUUCUUUCCAUUUAAUAUUAUUCUUAUUCUUAUUACUAUUUGUUUUGUUUCCGUAUACUAACUUUAGUUUUUUUUCGUUUCAGAGAUAAUUACGUUUUUUGUUUUAGAUUUUUUUCUUUUUUUUAUUUUCAUUACUAACGUUUUUUUUUUCUCUUUUUCACUAACAUUUUUUUUUUUCCUUUUUUUUUUUAUUAUCUUUGUUUGUGGUGAAAUUUUUUUUGAAAGUAAGGGAACAAGUGUUGGUUUGUGGAGCUUUUGCAGUGAUGGAAGCUAAACUUGAUGAGCUAGAAGCCAAACUCGACGAGAUACAAUUUUCUGUUACACAAAUGUUGCUCAAGAGCCAUCAACAACAGUUUGAGUCACCUCAAUGUUAUCCACAAAAGAAUUUUGAAAAUAUUUGGUGUGACCCACCUUGCUAUCAUCCACAAGGGCAAUUCCAACAGCCUAUUUAUGCACCACCAUGCUACUACAUGCAAAAGGAAUUUCAAUAUCCUUUUCAUGAUCCACAUCAUUCACAAGAGGAAUUCCAUCAACCUUGGAAUGAUCCACCCCAAUUUUCGGAAGACCUUUCAAAGCAAUAUGAAGCAAACCAAGCCCAGUUUCAACAAACUCGACACGAGGAACCUUCCAUAUUGCAAGAAAUUCAAGACAUGUUGAACCAAAUGUCUGCAAAUCUCAAUGCAAAUGCUAAUCAACACCUGCAAGAUACUGCGAAUUUACAAGCUCCAGUUAACGAGCUAGUUGCACACGCUCCCACAUUGCAACAUGAAGCUGAUGCCGAGAUUGAUGAUGAAGUUAAUAAUCCUUGUGUUGAUACUCAUCUUGAUGCUAGCACAGAUGGUUCUGGUGAUGUUAAUGAGUUUCAAGUUGAUGUUGCUUCUGAUGCUAAUUCUAAUGAUGAGGACAACAAACAAGAAAUAUAUCUCCCUCUUCCACAUAGAACUUAUGAGAGUGAGAAGAUUUAUCCUAGUGAAGAAGAAAAUAAGUUGUUGGAUGAUUUCAAGAAGUGUUUUGCAGGGGAUGAAGUUAAGAAGAUGGAUGUAGAAUGUGGAUCUAAAUUAGCAAUUUUUCCACAUAAGCCGCUUUUAAUUAAUCUAGACAUUUUUGAAAAAGUCGUGCUUAUUGAAGACUCUGUUGAUUGCAAGCAAUCAAUUUCCAUAGAAGAAUAUGUUUUGAAACCUCUACCAAAGCCUCCAGACAAAGAGUUGAUUGUUGAAUGUACUGAUUUUUCAUUUACUCUUAUUUCAGGUGGUACACAUGCUUGGAAAAAGUUUUCACUCAAACUGAACAUUGUCAUGAGUCAUGCUGAAGGUGCUAGAAAACAGUUUGGGUUUGUUAAGAUUGUUGCAGAUGAGAUCCCUCCAAAGCCACCUGACUUGUGGAUUGUCGUUGUUGUGCCUCAAGACUAUGAGCUUCCCCUUAAUGCAAGGCCUCCACCGGACCCAGGUGAUAGCAGAUUCAGAGCAUUACCAGGUUUCAUGCCUCGCUAGCUCCCUUGAUCCCUGGUUUUUCCUAACCUUUCUCUUUUAUUACACUUGUCUAAUUUAUUUGAUGAUUUGUGCCUCACAUUGUGGACAAUGUGUGAUUUAAGUGUGGGGGUGAGAAUCUUAUUUAGGAGUAGUAGAACCUCAGUUAGGAUAGUUUACAAUUUCAAUUUAUUUGCUUUGUUUUUAUUGUUUUCAAUAAAAGAGUUCACACUUUUUCAAUGAGUUUUAGAGAUGCUGAGUUUGUGAGCAAUAUAACCACUUUUUUUUUUUUGUUAAGUUUCAUGUCUCUCUUGGAUGAAGUUGCUUGCAUUUUGAGUUCAUCAUUAUUUGCAUUGAAACUGAUUUGUUGGAUUCAUUGUGUUAUAUGCUUGCCAUGUGAGACUACCUUGUGAGAUUUUGGACCAAACACUUGAAUGGUAAUGUCUUUGCCAUGAUUCUCUUCUUUCUUGUGUGAUUUCCUCAUGUUUAUAUGCACUGCAGAACUUGACUUGAUUCUGACUAAAAUUGUUGUUUAUGUGUAUACAUUGAAGUGAUAAGGCAUUCUUUUUCAAUAAGCUAUUGGCCUAAAAAGCUUACCUUGCAUGUUUUAACCUUUGUUUUAACCUCUUUGAGCCUAAUAUCUCUAUUCUUUUGUAGCUCAUUACAAGCCUAAGUGAAAAACAAUGAUGAUACCUUACCUUAGAAAAUGUAAGAGCUUUGAAAUUGUCUUGGGAAUGAGUGUUCAAUAAGUGUGGGGGUGAAUUAUUUGAAUGCAUGGUCUAAGUUGCUCAAAAGAGGUACCUUCUUUGUGGAUAAAUUGUAAGCAAGCUGGAAAAAAAAUUGAAAAAAAAAAAAGAAAAAUAUGCAAAUGUCAAAAAAGAAAAAGAAAGAAAAAAAGAGAAGUUACAAAGUGAAGGAAGGUACUAAAGAAAGAAAAUGAAGUGGAAGUUGACAAAAUGAAGUUGUAAAAGGAAGAAUGUGUUAAUUCUUGGGGUUGUGAGUAAGUUUAAUUUGAAUUUUUCCCCAUUGCUCUUAUUUUUCCUAAGGUUUUAACUCUGAAUAUCUUUCAUAAAUCCUUCCUUGACCUUAGCCUCAUUACAACCUUCAAAAGUCCUUUGAUCUUUGUAUGCAUUUGUUCAAUUUAAUUGGUGUGUUAGAAUCUUGUCAAGCCUAUGAUAGAUGCAUGUUUUCAUGAGAUGAUGAGAGUUGCUUAAGCAUGAUUAAACACAAGCUCAACACUUGAGAGUAUAGAGUAUAACACUUGCAUCCAACUUUGAUGUUCAAUUUGAAAUUUCUUGUUGGCUUGGAAUGUAGGUGAUGGAAUCUAAUUUGUCUAAUCUUUGUGGAAAAUGAAGUGGUUGUUUUCUUGCUCAUAAAUCUGAAUUUCUACCUCUCAAAGAUAAGUGUGAGCUAAGUUUUUAUGUUUUAGGAAGUACUUGUUAUCAUAAUUGAUUUUCUGAAUCUUCUUUGAAGUUAAGUUUUGCCCAGGAGUGCAAAAGGUUAAGUGUGGGGGUAUUUGAUAAGCGCAUAAUUGAUGCACUUUACGUGUGUCUUUCUAAGCUUCAUUAUAUACAGUUUUGUGCUUAAUUGUUAUGACUUAGCCAUAUUUUGACCAUUAGUGCUUAUUUGGAUUAUUCAUGGAAAAGUGCUUAAUUCUACACUUUUAGUUUCUAUGACUGUUUUGCUAUAACAGAUUGAAUAUGGAGCUAGAAAUAUCGAAAUAAGGCCCAUAAUAUGUCGUUGGAAAGCUAACUCGAAGACCUACAACUUUCAUGUUCAGCACAAUUGAAGAACAAGACUCUAACAUGGUCAAAAUGGCCUUGCAAAGUUGCUGUCGCUAAUCCUGCGAGUCUGGCACAGUCUGCACUAAAAUGAUCAUAUCUUGGGCUACAGAACUCCGAAUUAGGGAAUUGAUAAGGAAGAAUUAAUCUUUUGUAACCAAUGAAGGUUUGUUGCACUUGAAUGUUAUAAUCCGAUGACUAACGUUUUCUCUCUUCUGUCUAGUCUAUUUAGUUAUUGCUUUGUUACUUUUCAAUCCAAUCAAUCAACCCCCUUUUAGGUUUCUUGUUAUACUCUAAUAUCAAUUAAUAAUUUAUCAAGUCCUUGUGAGAUCGAUCCUGGUUUUAACACCUUGUACUGCAUUCAAAGCAGAAUACUUUGGCACGCACCCGCGACAGUGCGUUCGUCAGUGAGACUUCAUGGAAGCGUGAGAUUUCAUCGUCGUUUACCCUAGGGCAAACGGCAGGGAACAUUUGUUUAGUUAGACAUUUGUGCGUUGGGAUGACGAUACAUUGUUUGACUAACCUUAUCACCUAAUUUCAUAUGUUGAGAUUUUGAUGAUUUGAUAUUGGUGAACAUUGUUAUGUUAUUUGUUGAAUUGUUGAGAUAUUGAAUAUUGUGUUGUUACUAGAGAUUCGAUAACAUGCCAUGUAUAUACCUUAGGGUAGGCAAUGCAGAACUUAUAUGUAUAUAUACAACAUAUAUAUACCCCCUUAUUCUUCACAUGUUGCUUGUAUUAUCUAUCAUAUUCUAU
Molecule: messenger RNA, 5457 nt
Organism: Lotus japonicus
Lineage: Eukaryota; Viridiplantae; Streptophyta; Magnoliopsida; Fabales; Fabaceae
Exons: 3
Coding region: 1722-2948 (408 amino acids)
Source: RefSeq, a predicted model, not a curated record